Messenger RNA from Rhodamnia argentea, 1280 nucleotides. Its product is annotated as chaperone protein DnaJ. Gene Ontology annotation, biological process: protein refolding. NCBI's taxonomy places the organism in Eukaryota, Viridiplantae, Streptophyta, Magnoliopsida, Myrtales, Myrtaceae. Bases 25 to 1020 code for a protein of 331 amino acids. Gene Ontology annotation, cellular component: cytoplasm. The record is from RefSeq and is a predicted model, not a curated record. The transcript is spliced from 5 exons.
GAUUGUGCGGAUUGGAUCGGUUUUAUGACGAGUCUGAUUUGUACUCGAGCCGACACGUCUCGAGCAAAGAUUCCAUUUUUUUUUUUCCCUCUGUUUCUCUAUGGCAUGAGAUCCACACACAAACCUCGCUUGAGGAACAUGCAUCAUGGAUUAGCUUCGCCUCCGAAACCUCAAGCCUGUCUCUCCUGGCACUUCGCUUCCACCGCAGCUUUUCCUUGCUCUUCCCCUCUCCAUCUUCAAACCCAACCGGAUCGAUACAUUUGUUACAGACACAGCCAUGGACGUGCCUUUGGCCCUCUCGUGUCCGCUCGACAGUCGCUUGUUUGGCCGGGCGAGGGGAAUCGGAAGAAGGGUCGGCGGGCGAAUACGCGUACCUUCUUGAGAGCGAGCCGAAGAGAAUCUCCGUACGAAGUUCUGGGAGUGUCUCCCUCUGCGACUCCCGAUGAAAUCAAGAGGGCUUAUCGGAAGCUCGCUCUGAAGUAUCACCCUGAUGUCAACAAAGAGGCAAAUGCACAGGAGAAGUUCAUGAGGAUUAAACAUGCAUACAAUGCUCUCCUUAAUUCUCGUGCUUCGGAUUCCAAGAAGAGAUACAACACUGGAAAUCGUGCAUCUGGGUUUUCAUACUCCACUGAGGAUAGGAGCACCCUAGAUGAAGACUUCUAUGGACUUGGUAACCUUUUCAGGGAUGUUCAGAUAACGAUAGAGGAUUUCUUCAGAGAUCUACAAGAAGAAUUUCGUAGCUGGGAUGCAAGUGCAUCUUCACAAGGAAUGCCGAAGAGUUUGUGGGAGGAAUUGGCGGAAAUUGGUGAAGAAUUUGUGGAGUUUCUAGAGAAGGAGCUAAACAUAGCUGAUUCAGAGGUGGAAGCUUAUCAGUCUGAUGACGGGUCACAAAAAAAUUCCGGAACUGAAGGUACGCAAAAUGAUAGUGAAAAUGAAGCUAGCAAGGGAAGCAGCAUCGAGGAAAAUAUUGAUGAGAUAGAGGCUACUCUUGCUCGGUUGAAAAAGGAAUUAGGCCUGUAAUUGAUUCGUGAUGAUUUUGUGCUGCAUAUUUAUUCCAAUGCUCAUGUUGUGUUUGUAUAGAUAUGAUAUGUUGUGGUGCCUGUUGUAGCUACAGUAAUCUUUGAAAUUGGCAAAGGCCAGUGAUGAAGGCAAAGAGGGGAGUUGGAGAUUAAGAGCAAGUCCUCCAAGAUCAUUGAAUAAUAAGUACAACUCUGGAGUAAUUUCGGCGCUCAAAUUUCAUUUUAACCAACUAAUGAGAAGCUGUUUCUUUUUUGUUUGCA